GCGGGAGGAGGCGAGUCUCGGGUGUUGUCCCCGCCGGGGGGGCGGGCCGGGGCGCGGGCUCAGCGAGAGGCGGCGGGGCCGCAGGAGGCCGCACCAGGCAGCGCGACGGGGCCGGCGGCUCGGCCCGAGCCCGAUUUGGUGUUCUGAAGUAUCUACAGGGCUUCAGAUAUUUACCAGACCAUCUACUGUUGGAGAACUAAAUCUACUAGUCAGAGUGAACAGAUAGUGGCAGUUGAUUUCCUGGAGAACAGUGUUAUUGCACCUGUCUACAUGGGCAGAAGAGCUGAGUUGUCAACACACAGAGAAAAGCAUCAAGAUGCCCAUAGUGCAGGCCAGGGGUGGAUCAGUCCGUAAAGCAAAGAAAAUUACUGUAAAAACAUCUUUAAAUAACCCAUAUAUCAUCAAGUGGCAUACCCUAGAAAGAGAUGAUGUGCACUUUAUACUCCAGACCUUGGAAGAAAGCAUUAAACACGUUGGACUUAAAAAGAUUGAGACUCGAAGGAGGAAAAAGCGUUCUAUUGCAAAAAGGCAAAUUAAAGAAAAAUGUGAUGCUAGUGAUUGUAGUGUACUUCCAAAGGAGAAGGAAAUAGACCAUAUUCAACAAGAACAAGGAUGGACUGACUUAAAUGUCAGGAAACAGCUUGCUAUUGGAAUUAAUGAGGUUACUAGAUCUUUGGAAAAAAAUGAACUACUUCUAGUGCUGGUGUGUAAAUCUGCAAAACCUACUAUGAUCACCAUGCACCUUAUUCAGCUCAGUGCAAGUCGAGCGGUCCCCGCUGGGCAGGUUCCACGUCUUAGUGAAAGCAUAGCACCUAUGCUUGGCUUAACAUCUGUUCUAGCACUGGGUUUUAAAAAGAAUUCUGAUACUUUUACUGAAGUAGUCGAAGCUAUAAUACCACGGAUACCUAGCUUGGAUGUGCCCUGGAUUCAUCACAGAAGUGAGCAACAUAUGGCAGAGGCAUAUACUGAUCCUUUGGAAAUUCAAGAUACCGAGCUUAUGGAGACCUCAGUGGAGGAGUUCUCUCAAAGCCAUAAGUGGAAAUGUACUGAAAGCAGUAAGUCGGAUUCUUCAAAUGUAACUUUACAAGCUCUCAGAAUUAAAAAGCUUGUUCCAAAUCCAAACAAGAUACGAAAACCUCCCAAAAAUAAAAAAGCUGCUUCAAAAUAACUUAGUUUAGUACAGGUCUUUACAGUGGGAGUAAAGUGAUUUUUUAUGUAGUAUUGGAAACUGCCCCAUGUAACUAAGUUAGCUGCUUUUAAAUGUCAUGGCUUCAGCUGUAAAGUCAUUUGACCAAUAGAAGAUGAACUCAGACUUGUUUUGUUCUGACAUUAAAGCAUGCAAUCUAUAAAAUUGUGCAUAAGUGUUAACCGCUUUCCUGCUUAAUUGUUUUUUAGAGAGCCUGGGCUUACUGGUGUGUAGUAUAAUUCUAGAAUGUGCAUUUGCUAUUAAUGAAAAGCAUCAAGCAAAUCCUUUUCGUUUUAGGGAAUGACUAUACUUAGAACAAAACUCUAAAAUUAAAUGUAACUUUUCAAACAAAUGAAUAUCAAAAUUGAAAGUUUAUUCAAACAAGUGUCCAUGCUGGUAUAAACUUUAUUUUUUAAAAGCUGGUCAUUUAUAAGAUGUUUCAAGCAAACAUCUGUAACUGGUAGGCACCCACACACUCUGGUUUUGAAUGUUAAUACUCUGCUCUACGAGGUUGGUUUUGGUCAAGAGAUGCAUGCUAAACUGGUUUCCAGAUAUAUUUGGUCUCUGAUAUGCUAAAGGAAAACAUUAGUCUUGAUCAACAUAUGAAUAAUUAAAUACUUCUGUUGCAGGAAAAAUGCAUUUUAAAAAAGACUGUUGUAUGCAAACUGAGACAUUCUCUCACAUGAUCCACAUAAUACAAAGACGAAGUUAACUGUCAAAAUUAUUUCACAAAGGGAGUUUAGAAACUAUUUCAUGUAAAAUGGCAGGUGAGAAUUGUAAUCAUUCCAAAUAGCUGAAAAUGGAAUGAUACUUGAAGAGAAAUGCACCUUAAGAAACUGCUGUAGUAAGCAGUAGAAUGUAAUGAGAGCACACACCAGAUAUUUUGCAGGAAAUUGUGUAAGGAUGUUUAGAAGGUAGGGAACAGUGAAGCAGCUCAGACUGCAAUAAAAAAAAAAAGUGUAUAAUCUCAACAAAAUAGAAGUAAUUUACUUAGAUCUCACAUUUUACUCAAAAGCUACUACUGUCCUUCAGGAAGAAAGCUAGCAAAAACCUCUUUCUUUAAGUGAGCCUGUGUUUAUUUUUUUUAAAUAGGAGAGAAACUUCUAUGUUCCAGGUCAAAGAUUAUCUAGGGUGCCUGUAUUCUGGAUUUCCCUUUUCUCUCCACUCAUGUACAAGUUAUGGGGACAAAUUAAAAAGGGUCAAAAGCAGUGAUUCCAUAGUAAGGAGGCUAGCUGAAGGUUAAACUGCAACAGAGGCUUCUAAUAGCAAAAUGCCUGGGGGAAAAAAAAAAAAGGCAGAUACUAAUUUUUAGCCAUGCUGUGUGUGUUCUUUGGGCUUGUCACUCAGGAAAGUUAAAGUGAAUCAACUAAAAGGGUAAAUUAAAGCACAUUACCACCCCAAUAGUUGUUCUCAUUCACAAAUAAAAUGGCCUUAGUUUCUUGUAGUUUAAGAUAGUUUCCCAAGCAGUGGGUUGUGGGAAGGUUCUAGAUGGAUUGCCAAGUCCAGGGUCAGAAUAACCCAUUGCUGAGCCCAGACUUAGGCUAACAUAUACUUUUCCCAGCUUGGUGCGGAUGGGAGGCCCCAAUGCGGUAGGGGUGUUGGAGAGAAAACCUGCCCAGCUCUCACCCACAGCAGCAGCAGUUCUUGUCCUGUGGGACUCGGUCCAGUUCCCCAUGCUGGGUGUUGCAGCUUGUGGUCAGGGGCGGCUCUAGCAUUUCCGCCGCCCCAAGCAGGGCGGCACGCCGCAGGAGGCGCUCUAGCGG
Messenger RNA from Mauremys mutica (yellowpond turtle), 2949 nucleotides. It is a transcript of the gene RPP38, whose product is annotated as ribonuclease P/MRP subunit p38. Gene Ontology annotation, biological process: tRNA 5'-leader removal. Lineage: Eukaryota; Metazoa; Chordata; Testudines; Geoemydidae. The coding region runs from base 317 to 1168 and encodes 283 amino acids. The transcript is spliced from 4 exons. Gene Ontology annotation, molecular function: ribonuclease P RNA binding; ribonuclease P activity. Gene Ontology annotation, cellular component: ribonuclease MRP complex; fibrillar center; nucleolar ribonuclease P complex. The record is from RefSeq and is a predicted model, not a curated record.